Messenger RNA from Zootermopsis nevadensis, 5518 nucleotides. Its product is annotated as SH3 domain-binding protein 5 homolog. Gene Ontology annotation, molecular function: protein kinase inhibitor activity. Gene Ontology annotation, cellular component: cytoplasm. Lineage: Eukaryota; Metazoa; Arthropoda; Insecta; Blattodea; Termopsidae. The record is from RefSeq and is a predicted model, not a curated record. Gene Ontology annotation, biological process: intracellular signal transduction.
UUGUUUAAUUUCUGUGCUCUUAAAUAUCCUCCCCGCCCCCCAUCAUCUUUUGUGAUUUGCUGAAUUAAGUUCUGUUUGUUGGAUAUAAAAGUGAUUCAUACAGGAAUGUGAAAGCUUGAUAAACAAAUGAGUUUUCAUGCCUGAACCUUUUCACAAAGGAAAGAAGUCAUCUGUGCGAUUCGGUGUUCGACUUCUUGAAAAAUGACUAAGCAGCGUAGGACGUUGUCUUCUUAUGGCUGAGGCUGAUGAUUGGAAAAAAUCCAUCUCCACGAAAGGUCAUGGAGCAUUCUUGCAAUGCCCCAGAUGAAAGUGGAGAUGCGGAUCUGGAUCCUAGAAUACAGAUUGAAUUAGAGAAAUUGAACAAUGCAACUGAUGAAAUCAACAGAUUAGAAAUAGAACUAGAUGAAGCAAACACAACAUUUAGGCUGCUUUUGAAUGAAUCAACACGUCGUUUGAAGCUUCUGAGUAAGAAGUUAGGGAGCUGUAUCGAACGUGCUCGACCAUACUAUGACUCUCUUGAAGUGGCAAAGAAAGCUCAGCUGGAGUGCCAGAGAGCAGCCGUUCAAUUUCAGCGAGCUAAUGAAUUUCAUCAGGCGGCUAAGGAGACAGCAGUCUUGGCAGAGCAGCGUUUUCUCAGUAAGCAGCAUGAGUGGCAGUUUGACAGUGCAUGGCAGGAAAUGCUUAAUCAUGCCACCAUGAAGGUCAUGGAUGCAGAUAAGCAGAAAGCUGAAUGUGGAAGAGAGCAUCACAAACGGGCCACUCUUUUCAACGCAGCUGAACAGAAAGUCCAAGAACUGGAGCAGCGGCUUCACCGGAGCAUAACGAAAUCACGCCCGUACUUUGAGGAGAAAGCAUCGUGUCAGGGUCAACUUGCGACACAGAAGGAAAGGGUGGAAGCAUUGCAGCAUGCUGUAGCAAAGGUUAAGAGUGAAUAUGCAGAGUCACUCAAGGAGCUGGAGAGAAUCUCAGAAGAAAUCCAUUACAAGCGUGGUAGUGGUCGUUUGCGGAAGGUCACCGAUGAUUUAAUGCUGCCACAUGGACCGAGGGAGCCCGGGGUGGGAGCAGAAAUUAAUGUUUGUGACAUUUCUGAAUUUGGCAGUGCUCUCGGUAGUCAGGGUGCCGUAACGGAAAUGAACUUACAGUUAGGUAGAAGUGAUGUAACAAAUAAAAUGCCAAUACUGACUGACUAUGAAUUAGAAUUGGAUCGUUGUGAUCUGCGAUCUCUUGGAAGUCUCUCUGUAGGAACAAGUUCUGCCGUGAGUGAAAAGGAUGAUAGUGAAGUUGUGGAUGAUGAUGAAGAGGUUGUUGAGCUGCAAAAACGGAGGGUGCGGGAGUGGGCAAUACGACCUGUUAAUGGAGGAGAGGGGCAGAGCUGUGACACGCGGUGGGAGGAGGAACUGAGUGCUGCUGUAAACAAACUGGACAGAAUAUUACUGGAACAUAAGUCAAACACGGUGUCAACUGCUGUUACUGCAGAGACAGAAGAGUCCCUGAAAGCACUUUCAGGUACAGAGUGAGACAAGGGCAUAGGCACAGAAGAAACUUUUAUUUGUUUCUUUACUAUUAAUGUAACAGUGUAAUUCUAAUAUUAUAUUGUAUGAUUGUUUUUGCUGUUCUCUGUUAAUGUAUCGAUGGGUACACAGAAUCGGAAAAUGGAAGCUUUGAAGUGUAUCUACACAGUGCAAAGAAAUAUUGCACAUGGUGUUAAUAGACUUCAUAGGAGUAUCAGAUAAUUAGCUUUUAAUUGCUUCAGUUGUUUGAAGUACCUGUUGUACAUAGUGAUUGAUUAGUAUACAAAGAAUCUGGUAUUAAGGAACCAAAUCAUCUGUCAUGAUUCAGUGGCAGAACUAAUUUAUCCACCUCACACUGAGUACAUCUGAUUUAUUUGCAUAUUUGAAAUACAUAAGCUAGAGGACAGAUGGUAAGAGAAAGCUUUUCUUUUUCAGGGUGAGCAUUUGUGAAUGUGGGAAAGAAAAUAUAUUGUAAUUGAAACUUUGAACAACGUACUGUUAACACUGCUUUCUUUUUAUUUAAAAAUAACUUAAUUCAUUAAUUAGGUCGUGUGAGAGGAAUAGGCUUUAAGUAGUGCAAGAUAUUUCAAACUUUUAUGCUCUGCUGUAUAAUAUUAACAGAAUUAAGCACAUGAAAAUAACUGAGACAGCUUGCAUCUUUUAAAAAAAUCUAUGAUUAUGAAACAGAGGAGAUGUUAUAAAUUUAAUUCUUACAAUUUAAAAUACCCUUUCACAUAUAAGUGUCCAUUGCUGUGGACUGUUUUUGUGUGAAUUUAUCCUUUUUGUUCAUCACACUUUAUAACGAUGUCAUCAUUCAGCUGAGGAACAGAAUGAAAUGUUUACUGCUCCUUUGAAUUUUUUUAAGUAUAUAUCCUCUUCUACGAGUGAUUAGCCCAUCACAAGGCCUCUACCUACACAGGACAGUACAACGCAGAAAGACGCGGACAAACAUUUGUGCCUCGAGUGGGAUUUGAACCCACGGUCCCAGUGCCCAAGCAUAUGAGAUCUAUGUCUCAGACCGCAUGGACACUGCAACCGGCUCCUUUGAAAUAUACUAUUUGCAAAUUUCACUUUCUUUUCUAGGAGACAACUGCGUACUGCAUUCUCAGUUUUCUCUUCCAGUUGCAGUAAUGUCACUAAAUCUUCUGUGCAUAAUUUUUCCUACUAUAAAUUUAUGAUUAAAGUCACUUUUAAAAUCCACAAAAGCUGUAAUUAAUCACCAUAUUCCAAUUUUUGUACAGGUUUAUAAAUAUAUUAAAUUCUACUUACUGGAGACAUAACUUUUCAACAUAGUUUGCUAUAAUAGCAAUUGUUAUUUUUACCAUAUAAAAUCAUCAACUGUAAUAGUAAAUUUCCUUUAUGAACCAAGAUUAACAAUUUCACUAAAAUAUUUCCCUUUUACAAACAUCAGAAGGAUUAUGUUUGUGAUGAACUUCUUUCUCUGUACCCACCAAAGCAAGGGUAUGAAAUCUCUUUCUGGAGCAUCUGUAAGGAAGAUGUUACUCCAAAUGAUAUAGUGAUAAUAAUUUGAUGGUUGGCAAAAAGGACCUACAAUUUGACAUGAACUCUGAACCGUGGUGGGGGCUUCUAGUUGUUCUUAUUCCAAAAGUUUUACCUUUGACAGCGGUUUGCUUAAAGAUCUGCACACAGACAUGACCAGGGAUCAAUCCCAGAAACUGAAUGAAAGUCUUGGUUGUUACCCUGAGGUGACAAGGUCCCACAUACAAGAUAAAUACACAUCUUUGGUGAUUAUGUGACAGACUUCCAAGUGACAUUAGGUGGUCUAGUAAAUUUGUACUUGUAACAACUGGACAGUUCUUCAGUAGCUUGAAAGUAAAUAUGGUCUAACCAUUAGAGCACCCCACUCACUUUUUGUCCACCAGUGAUAUUGGCAGUAAAUUGAAAUUUUUUGUGUUUGGGUGUAUUUUAAUGUAACUUCUUCACUCCAUGACCAGUCAGGUGACUGUAUUCAGGCUGAAGUACUUCUGCAUACUGUAUGUUAUUGACUCAAGUGUGAAGAAAAUACUUCAAUUACGGAAGAAUUUAUUAGCGCUGUUAAACGAGUAAAACUUUCAUGGAUCUGUAAGUGUUCUACCAGAAUUCUUAACUGUAUGUUACUGAUUAAGAGUAUGAAGAAAACACUUUAAUUAUUGAAGAAUUCAUUAGUGCUGUUAAACAAGCAAUAAUUGCAUGGAUCUGUAAGUGUUCUACCGGAAUUCUUAACUGUAUGUUACUGACUCAAAGUAUGAAGAAAACACUUCAGUUAUGGAAGAAUUCAUUAGUGCUGUUAAACAAGCAAAAAUUGCAUGGAUCUGUAAGUGUUCUACCGGAAUUCUUAACUGUAUACAGCGUAUUCUUGGUAGUGUUUUCAUUUUCAAAUCAACUCCUCUUUAAUAGCAUGUUCAUUUGCUGUGAGUGCCUGAAUUUGGAGUGGCACCAUUUAUACUGGUGGCCCCAGGUAACAACCAUGUGUCCUUCAUGGCACACUACGUGGUUUCUUACCUUAGGUUUUAAUUUUUAAUGCAGAGGCCUUUUACAAUUAAAUGUUCAAGGUUGUCAUUUGUGUAGCUAUUAGAAAUAGAAUGGCAAGGAGCUGACUUGAUUGCGAUGCUUAAUGGUACAUUUGUCAUGCCACAGUCAUUGCAGAUGAUGGCUAGUGGGGGUGCUGGUUUACCGAAGGGUUCCCUUUGAAAUUACAUUUGGAAUUUGUGUUCUGCAACUUUCAUCGGUGCAGUAUGAGGGUUGCAAUGUAAAAAAAUAUAUGUAUGUGUGCGCGUGUAUACAUAUACACAUGCACACAUGGCCCUACAACCCAGAAGACAGCCAUAUUCACACCCACCACCAUAAAAACUUCAAAUCCUAUGUGACAUGAGGUAACAUGUGCAGAAGAGAAGUGUUGCUAUUGGUGGUGGAAGCAGCUUACUUGGGACUGGGUGCAAGACCUGAAUAAAAACUUUGAAGAGAUUCAGUGUGCAGAGGUUGGAACUGUUGAGUUGGUGUGUUUGGAAUGGAAUAUGAAUCCCAGUAUUUGAAUUCUAUGAAAGUGGACCUGGAUCAGGCAGAAAACAGGGUAGAAUAUAAGCAUUUAAAAAUGUGGAUUGCUGAAAGGAUAUUGGAGUUGGGAAAAUGUUACAUGCCUCAUAACAUUUAAUAAUUCUACUUACACUCUGAAAUUUUGUUCAUGACUGAGCUUUUAAAAAUUAUGGUACCAGAGAGAGUAAAAAGUAUUUGUCCUCAUCAAUAUCAUCUGGUUUUUCUUUAAUUAUUUCUAAUAAGGGUUCUUCAUAUGUUUUAUGGACACCCUUUUUUGGUAUCUUCAUUUGUAUUUGUAACGUCUCUGACUUGACUUCUUCUGUUUCAUUGUCAUUUACACUUGAUGGAAAAUUCCCGUGUGUUUCAUUUCAUUCUUGAGCUGUCAACAUGAGGAACAGCAGAUGAUUAGAGUAAAUAUGUUUACCUUUCUCUGGCCCCUUGAACUGAUGUCACCUCUUGUAACUUGAUUUAUUUUCAAAAAUUAUUACACAUAUGUCAGUGCUUGAAAGGAAAAAACUGUAUGUUAUAGGGUGGUAUUUCUAUCUGCUUGGAGUCGCAUCUAUUCAUGGGAUGUACAGAUGUGUGUGAAGCAAUAUCGAAAUACAUAAAAAUUACAUUUAUGUGAGGGAAAAGUGAAAAUGAGUGUCUAUGCAUUGCAAAUCAAUUUUAUGAGAACCAGUUUCCCAAACUCUUUAGGAGCAGUGGACAGUAAACAUUGUGAUUAGGAUUAGCCUGAUGAUAGUAAUCUCUAUUUUUCAGUUACAAGAUAUUCUUUCCAACAGUCCUCAUGCCUUUAUUUGGCCAGAUUACUGCUUUAUUAGUCUAGAUGUAAUAGCUUACGGUGCAUCUAAUGACUCUAAUAUCUGCCGGUUAUCGUGCAUUUUAUUUUAUCAUUUAAUUUUAUUAAAAACUUAUAAAAUCCUCUGAAAAAAUAUAUCUUUUUUACAAAUAAACCAACGUUAACACGAAAAUGA